AUGGAUCUGGUCUUCCUGUCUCCGUCAUCAUACCGGAUUUGUCAUACUGAAGAUAGCCAUUUUGCAAAGGACGAUGGUUGUCUCCUGACACCGACUUCGCGAGUAGUUCAAUUCAAGUCAGCGGCAAACAAUGGUUUCACUGUAUCGAGAAGGAACAGGAAACGGAAACGUAGGCUGCUGGGAAGAAGACCCAAAAAGACGCAUCUAUGGUGUUUUAACAUACGUCAAAGGAAAAGCAAAAGACCUAGACCUGUGCCUAGUGUAUUUCUAUCAGGAGCCAAUUUAGUUAGGUUCGGUGCGUUUUGCGGGAUUCGAGAUAGCAGAGCCACAAGGUGCUCUUUGCGGGGAAUAAGACACGGCCUCUUCAUCAGAGCCGGAACAAGAUGCGCUUGCGCUUCGUACACACUAUAUCCUAGCCCGCUGGUGUGUCUUACCCAGCCUAUCGUAACCGAAUCUUAG
Torulaspora globosa is the source of this 459-nucleotide messenger RNA. It is a transcript of the gene SPR6, whose product is annotated as Spr6p. The record is from RefSeq and is a predicted model, not a curated record. Lineage: Eukaryota; Fungi; Ascomycota; Saccharomycetes; Saccharomycetales; Saccharomycetaceae. The transcript has a single exon. The coding region runs from base 1 to 459 and encodes 152 amino acids.